Phaeodactylum tricornutum CCAP 1055/1 is the source of this 2838-nucleotide messenger RNA. RefSeq lists its product with no specific name. NCBI's taxonomy places the organism in Eukaryota, Bacillariophyta, Bacillariophyceae, Surirellales, Neidiaceae. The record is from RefSeq and is a predicted model, not a curated record. The transcript has a single exon. Bases 70 to 2793 code for a protein of 907 amino acids.
UAAGAUAGAGGGAAGGAAUUCCUUGAGACACCUAUAAAGACAUUCACACCGUUGGCAUUUAUUCCUGCCAUGCAUCCCAAGGCGGCUCGUUGGGCCGCCUUGGCUGUCUUUCUCUUGCUUGCUGCGUUUGUUUACCUUUACCUUCACGUAUCACCGGCGCUUCCGUUGCUCUCGUCCUCUUCUACGACGCUUUCUUGGUCUUAUUCGGAUAAACCCAGAGCGUUUCGUGGGCCGUUCGCCGCUCAUAGAAUCGCAAUCGUGCUGCCUUUCAUCGCGGCUGGACCGGAACUGAUACCGCCAUACCUGGAACUUUUUUGUAUGGGAGCCGCCGGUUCCAUGGACACCGUUGAUUUUCUUCUUAUUCACAACGGUGUCUUAACGAACUGGGCUCGCAAAGCCGACUGCCCUUCCAACGUUAUUUGGAUCGAUUUGCAGUCGACGGAGAGCUUUGCGCGAUUGCUGAUCAAGACUAUGGAUGAGAUAGACGAUGCAGACCUGGCCUUUUCGAGAGACAAUAUGAUCCUUCUACUCGCCAAGCACUUGGAACAAUUUCCAUACGCACUCGUCGAAUUCAAACCCGCAUUGGGAUACAUUUUUCAAGAGUAUUUAGAAUCGUAUUCACACUGGGGUUAUUCCGAUCUCGACAUGCUGUUCGGGGACCUUUCCAGAUGGAUUACACCUGAUGAACUGACCGAAUUUGAUGUAGUCACAUACGGUUUUGGCGAUCAACACCGCUUGUACGCACGGGGUCAAUUCACUUUUCAUCGCAACACACCAAGAGUAAACACACUCUGGCGAAAAUGUGAGUAUCUUUCCCGUAUGGACCAACGUUUUGCAAAAAUUUUAUCGGAAAAGAAAAAGUUCAAGUUUGAAUCGGCCGAAGGCUGCUACUCUGUGGCGCUUUUGCAACACUACGAUAUUCGUGUCAAGUACGCAGUCAAGGCUUGGACAGAUACUCAGGCCAAAGAUACCGUCUAUACUCAUGGUGUCUAUCUUGCUCGGAGCGCAUCCUCGUUUCGCCAUGUUAUUUACAAGGCCCAGUCAGCAGCACAAGGUAAAGUAUUGGGGGAACUAGGCGCGGGCUGGUUUGAAAGCCACGACUACGUCUAUGCUGAUCGGCAGCGACCACUGCAGCGCUCUACGGGAGAGAGAGAAUCAUUAGAUUUGCCCAAUAUGAAAGAUGUCAAUUGUAUGUACUGGGUUAGAGGAACUUACCAGUCAGAGCUUUGUUUGCAAGAAUCGGCGGUGUCAAGUUCAGAUACAGUGUACUGGAUAAAUGGCCAGUUAUUCAAACAGCCUUACGAAACGGAACACCUGGAAUCUAAAGUAUCAACUGCACCUUUCUUUCAUUUUCAAGAAUGGAAACGCUACUACCGCGUGGGGCAGUUGGCAACGCAACACUUAUCGUCAGAAGUGUCCACCUUUAUCUUGACCAAAGAAGGCUCGAUUCCUCUCUACACCCAAAUAAUGGCUCAAUCGUCCCAUCGUCUGGCGUCCCCCCUUGGCCUGAGACCUUUGGAUUGGAAAGCAGAUAUCAAAAGCGACCGUAGUCAGCUACCUCGCAGCGAGUACUGUCUCGCUUCAGUGCCGAAAAAAUAUCCAUCCAGGGCCGUGUGCGACUUGACGGUGUCCUGGUGGGACGAAGCGCGCGUUAAAAUUUUAUCCAGUGCGCCGGGCUGGAAAUCCGUUCGUAUAGAAAAUGAUGUCACUUUGACCAUGACGCUACAAGUCACGGCAGCACAAGCGAAAGCAAUACAUGCGUUGGCAGAUAUUUUGGAAGCGGUGGUGGAAAACUUGGAGCGAUGGCAAGGUCAACCGAUUGUUCUUGUAAUUCACGUGGCAGGUAUAACAGAGAAUUCCCUGUCUUUGAUACGCGAGCGCUUCGGUCCCAACUCAGAAAUGUCCUUCGGUUUGGACAAUGCACUCGUCGCCGUUAUACUACAGCAGGAGGAAGAUCACAUCAGUCGAAAGACUUUGCUUAACAUGGCAAUUGAUGCUGCUCCAACACGCUGGUAUAUUAGUGGAUUGGAAUUGGAAAGGGGGCUUACCCUGUCACCCGAUGCGAUCACUUUUGCACACCAAGCUGCGCAAGCUUAUAGUCGCUUUCGAGGCAAUGUAUUUUGGGUUCCUCAAUUCGCGUUGAAAGGCGGUUUGAAAAGUGACCUCAGCCUUGUACAGUUAUUGGAAGCGAAACGAAAACGUCUGGUAAGAGAUCCUGCGGAGUUCGAUGAUUCUUGUAGUGACGGGACCAAUCUGAAAAGUCCCGGAAUAAUUUGGUGGGUGGAAACGCAGAUGCUGUUGGACCCCAGCAAACGAUGGAAGGACCAGGACUACAUCUCGAAGCAGGCCGCUUCUUUGCAAGAACUUGAAGAUGGGAUUCUAGAGUUGACCUCAGACGAACAUGCCAACACGUUGUAUAGAUUUGAUGAAUCGCCAAUCCUGCUAACGGACAACUUUGGCUCAUUAGAAGUCAUGCAUACCCACGAAGUUGCGAAGGAAGCAGAAGUUUUUGGCGGUCGACGAUGUUACAACGCUUUACGGAUAGCACAGCUCGCUGCGCUAGGGUAUCGUUUUGGAGUUUUGGCUGGUGCCUUGGCAGUAUCGACUGAGGCCUCUCGGAAAGCUUUUACGUUCGGAAGCGAUGGACACCCUCCCGGGGCGAGUCGCUGCGAUGGUUGCUUUUUCUUCGAGGGAAAGCAUGACGAAAUUGUUAAAAGCCUUCUGAAAGAGGAGAUCGGUAGACCCGUCAAGGCUUCCAUAGUUUGGGCAGAAGCAAUGGGGCAACGCAAUUAGAUUAUUGACUGUUUAUAAAUAAAUCUACGCCCGUGAGACAUACGA